Molecule: messenger RNA, 8557 nt
Organism: Gryllus bimaculatus (two-spotted cricket)
Lineage: Eukaryota; Metazoa; Arthropoda; Insecta; Orthoptera; Gryllidae
Source: the annotation of a GenBank genome assembly
AAACAGAAUAAAUUAAAUUGGUAAAAAUCAGAAAAGUAAACACUACAUUAUUUCAAAGGAAGGAGUACAAUAAACUAGCAUUAUCAAGUUGAAAAGCUCAGUAAAAUUGUCAUCCAUUAUAAAAAAUAGAAAUUUUUUUAGUGAAACUGAUAUUAAGUCUUGAUGGUGCUCUUAUUAGUUUGCCACCGGCUCCAUAAUUAUUAAAUAGCAGAAAAAGGUUCCAUGCAAUCUAAAUCAGUCACCAAACUUUGAAUUUAGUUACAAAAUUGGACACAUUGUUCACCAGUUUUAACACAAUAUAUUUGUUAUUUGGAUGUGCCUGGUUUGAAAGCUGUCUUGUCCUAAGAUAUAUUUUAAAGCUACAAAAAUUAUUUUGUUUUCUUAGAGUUUGUUUGCAAAUAAUUUGAAAUUCUUCAUUAUGGUUCAAAAAAAAAUAGAAGAAUCAAAAAUAUCCAUUGUGACAAACAUUCUGUUUAUUUCCACAUUUAACUUCAAUGUACAAAAUGGUGUCAUGAAAGUUUAAUACAUUUCAGCAAUGUAAGGUGCAAUUAUAGUUCCUAGAAAAUAAAAAUUGAAGUGCACAGCACAAUUUACAAGAAGAAUAUUGUUUAUCCUACAAAAACAAUUACCCAUUAUAUUUAUAUAAAAAUAAAUUGUAUUCCAGUUGGUGUAUAGUACAGCUCAAAAAGUACAAUACUGCCCCAUGUUACUUGCAAACAGUCUUAAAACAUUUCUCACAACUAUCACUUCUUGUUCACCUUUCUGGUUCUCUUUUUUUCUUUAACACUGUGUUCGCUUGAUUCAGAACUGUCACUAUUUCCUGAAGAAUCUGUACUGGAAGAGGUUUUUCUUUUCUUUGAUUUUGUUUUACUCUUCAUUCGUUUACUAGCAUCAUCACCAUUUCUACUAUGGUUUGAAACUUUUCUUUUUGUUCCUUUCUCCUUGACUUUUCUGGUUUCAUUACUUGAUGAGUCAGUUGAUUUUCUGAUCUCUCUUUUUGACUUCUUUGUAGGAACUGUUGACUUCUUAACUUUCUUUGCGACAACACUAACUUUUGUCGCUUUCUUCCUUAGUUUGUGUUUGCGGUUACCUCUACUGCUAUCGCUACUGCUACUACUACUGUAACUACUGCUACUGCUACUACUGCCACUUGAGUCACUUGAAUUAUCAGAGUCACUACUACUGCUCGAUGAACUUUCACUACUGCUAGUUUCACUAUCUGAUUCACUGCUUGAACUACUUUCUGAGGUUUCUGAGCUACUUGAAGUUUCUUGCCUCCUUGAUCGUUGCUUCCUCUUCUUCUUUCUACCCUUUCUCUGCACUAACUUCCUGUUCUUUGAUUUACUAUUUUUUUCAAGAUUCUUGCUUUUGCUGCUUUUACUUUUAAACAUUUUGCUUUUCUUUGCUGUCACUUUCUCAUCUUCAGAAUCAUAAUCAUUUCUUUUCGAACUUUUGUGCUUUUCAACUUUGCGACUAUGUCUUUCAUUUUCUGUAUCAGAGUCGCUGACCUUAUCUUUACGUUUACUUUCCUUCAGAUCUUUACAGUUUGAUGGCUUUUUGGUAACUAAAUCUGCACUACUACCUCUAUGUUUCCUUUUUUCUUCUUUUUGUCUUGACCCUCUAUCAUCAUCUGAUUCAGAAUAAUGACUACUAUUUUUCCUUUUUGUGCACUUUUCCCUGUUAGUAGUUCCAAGCUCAGAUCCACAAUACUCAUCUCUACUUUUCUUUCUGGCAAGAUUUUCUUCUUUAUAACUUGAAGUAUUUUCAUCAGUUGAAACAGUAUUAUUUCCUUUCUGUUUGCCUUUCUGAACCUUGUCUGUUUUGUAAGAGGUUAACUUUUCAGCAUCAGUACUAUCACUCCUAUUUUUCUUCCAUUCACUUUUCUCUCUUUUAUGACUUGUCACUUUAUCAUCUGAAUCUGAACUAGGGCUUCUAUACAUUCUUCUUUCAUCUCUUCUUGAGCUUCUAUGCUUUGAUCUUUCACUUUCCGAAUCAAUACUACCUCUCUUGUGUCUUCGACGUUCAUACUUGUCUUUGCAACUCUGAUCAUCUGAAUCACUGCCACUCCUGUAGCAUUUUCUCUUAUUUUCUUCUCCCCUCCUUCUCCUUUCCUCUUCUCUAUUCUGAGAAACUUCCCUCAUUUCACUAGAAUGCUGAUGCCUCUCACUGUAUUCUCGUUUACUUCGUACAUUGUUAUCUCUUUGAGAGACAUAUUUUGACCUUUCCUGAUUAUCAUUAUAUUCAUUGUAGUGCCUGCGUCUGGAAUUGCUAUUGUCAUAUUCGUAAGAUCGCUGAUAUCUCUCAUCUGAGUAGUCACGUCUUCGUUUUAUCUCUCUGCCGUCAAAAUUUUGAGAUCCACUUUCUCGUAAAUUUUGAUUUCUAGAUCGCUUUUCAUCGUUCUCUCUUCGGGAGUGAUAGUUUUUUUGAUGUGAAUGGAUAUCAUCAGCAUAUCGCUGCCUUGAAUUCUCAGAGCCUCUAACAUUUUCAGAUGUUCUCCUAUCAUAAUUACCAUAAUCAGGCCUUGGUUUACCAUCAUCUAUGUGUUCCACACCACGACCUUUGCCUUUCCAUCGCAAUUUAGAGACACUCUGACUGAAGUCAACAUGAAUUCGACGAUCAUCAAUUAGCACAUUGUCCAUUUUGAAGUAAGCAUCCUCACAUGAUUUACGAUUAUCAAAUUCCACAAAUGCAUACUGUAAAGAGUCACCAGUAGUUUUGUCUCUUAUCACUUCACAACUAACAAUCUUGCCAAAACGACUGAAAAUGAUUUCUAAAUCAUCAUCAGUGGUGACAGGAUUUAAUUUGCAAACAAACAAUACAUUUUCAGGUGGAGCAAUAUUUGCAUCAGGUAGAUCCCCUACGAUUUCUAAAAUUGUAGCCUGGGCCUGAGCUUCUCUAGAUUUAGUAAGUUCUUCCACCUCUUCAAUAGUAAGUCCAGCAGUUUCAUCAAUUUCUUCAUCUGGAGCAAUGCGACUAUUAGCCAGUGCCUCCUUGGUCAAUUCUGGAGAAUGGUCAGGAACUCGCAAACCAGAUGGAUCAUCGAAAGGGUCUUCCAAAAUAACUGUAUGGGUGAUUCGUAUAUCCUGGUAAGGACGGUGUUCAUGAUCACAUAUUACUUCAUUAAAUUUUCUAAGAACUUCGUGUCCUUCUGCAACUUCACCAAAUACACAAUGUUCACUGUCUAAUGAUUGCAAAUCUUUGCCAAGAGUUAUAAAAAAUUGAGAACCUAACAUGUGGUUGCCACAAUUUACCAUUGAUACAGUACCAAUAUUACAGUGUUUAAGUUUAGGAAGCUUCUCUGCUUCAUAAUACUUAGUGUCAUUGCCUUGAGUAUGGCAAAAUAUUGACGAUCCUUCAUGACCAGAGCCUGAAGGAUCUCCACUCUGUGCAAUAAAAUUCUGCUGAACAGAAUGAAACAAACAAAAAUUGUAAUAUUUAAUUUUACAUAAUUUCAGAAAGUUCAUGCAAGUGGUAGGCCUUUCUUCGACAAACAAGUCAAUUGUAAUGUCUCCCAGGGUGGUUUCAAUUACCACAGCCAUGGUUCAUAAAUUUGAUAAUUUCAAAAUAAUUUUAAUUUUCGUCACUCGCCACGCGAUUUAGCUGCAACUGAUGUCAUCCAUGGGAGCACAUACUGAUUGUCGUUUCCUCACCGGUUCUCGAUCUGUUAAUAAGGCCUAGAUAUUUCCGAUUAUUGAAAUAACGAAGCAAUAAAAAAUAGUACUUAAGAGAAGGUUCAGUGAUUUUUAUCUGUAAUUACUCCAUUGUACAACUCGUUCAAAACGUACACGUUUCACUUUCGCCACCUCUUAUAUCCAGCUUACAACAGAUGUAUUUGCUCUACUUGUAUCCAAUCGUUCAUCCGAUCUACGUUUAUCGGUCAGUGGUCGUGGUCGCCUGUAAAUUCGGCAGGGUUACCAACCGUAACACGUAAAUAUCUGUCAGAGAAAGUUGUCUGCCAUAUUCGCCCAACCACAACUAAAUAGGUUAGGUUGUACUAUUUUUCAAACGAAUUUUUUAAUUUUCAUUUUAGAAUUGUUGACUGCUUGUGAUGAAUGCAAACUACAGUUACCUAUUCGUUAUGACUGGAAAGUCUUAAGUAAUUCACUGAUAAUUUUGUGUUCGAAUUGAACACAUAAUGGAUCGAUUUGAAUACGCUGACGCAAGGUUAAUAGUCGGAGAGAAGUAUAUUACUAGAGAAAAAGCAGUGAAGUUAUAUGAUGGUGAUACCAAGACUCUCUUCUCUAAUGGAGAGUUAGUAUUAACAACUCAUCGGAUCCUGUGGGGACACCCUGGUGAUAUACCUAAGGGUCAUACAUGUUUGUCUCUGCCUUUACGUUAUGUGGUAUUUGCAGAAGAGGAGUCCCCAAGCUCAUUUUCUUUUAGCCAAUCUAAAAAAAUAAUAAUUCACUUGUCUGAAGCAUUACCAGGCAAAAUUCCGGGGCCAGUAAGUUCCAGUGUAAACAAUUAUAUUAAAAUGGGUUUUAAAGAAGGUAUGCAGAGCAAUUUCUUAAAUGGUUUGAAUGAAUGUACCCAGAAAAAAGCAUGGGAACUGCAAAACUGUAGUUCUGCUUCUCCAUCUCAGGCUUCAAACAUUAAGCUACGUGCAGGAAUUGUAGGAAUAGAGCGAAGCAUACAGGAGAAACAAAAAGCGACAGAUGAGAGUAUUAGUAUUGCAUUCCAAGAUCUGAGCAAGUUAAUGGUGAUGGCUAAAGAUAUGGUUUCUCUAUCUAAAACAAUAUCUCAAAAAAUUAGAGAAAAACAGGGAGAUAUUACUGAAGAUGAAACAAUAAGAUUUAAAUCUUAUCUCCUUAGCCUUGGUAUUGAUGAUCCUGUAACUCGAAAUGACUUUCGAAGUGAAAAUCAGUACUAUGAAAGUCUGGCAAGACAAUUAGCUAGCAUGUUGGAAGGUCCAAUCAGGGAAGUGGGAGGCAUGAUGUCAUUGGCAGAUGCAUAUUGUCGUGUUAAUCGAGCUCGUGGUUUAGAGCUUUUAUCACCAGAAGAUCUACUGCGGGCAUGCCAGUUGCUAGAACGCUUGAAUUUACCUGUGCGAUUGCGACGAUUUGAUAGUGGAGCUCUUGUUUUGCAACUACCAGCACAUUCCGAUAUGCAAGUUGUUCAGUUGACAGCUCAACAGCUCGAAGAACAUGAAUCACUUACUCCUGGUGAAUUAGCUCAGAAGAUGGGUUUAUCAUUGCUGCUUGCAACAGAACGCUUGCUUACUACCGAAAAAUUUGGACUGGCAUGUCGUGAUGAGAGCAUAGAAGGACUACGUUUUUAUCCUAAUCGCUUUUUGCAAGAGACAUAGAGAGUUUUUUUUUAAGCUGACUGAUGAAUUAUAUUUAUUUGUUGCUCUCAUUAAUUAAUUAACAUCAUGGAUUGAGAUUAGAAAUAAUAUCUCUGGUGCUGUAUGUCAUAUCUACAACAUGUUUUGAUGGUAUUUAAGGCACACAAUAUUUAUUAAAAUAGUUUUCACAUUUAAUGUUCCAGAAAAUACUACAUUAUCUUAAAGGAAAUAUUUUUUGUAGUUAUUAUUUAAGACUUUAUAAGAACAAGUGUAUUUGCAAAAGUUGUGUAUUUAGACAUUGUGAAAUUCUGUAUGUAUGUACAUGUACCAAUGCAAAUUUUUGAACUGUAUAGAAUCUAAAAUAAAUUUUCAAUUUGGUUAUAUUUAUAAAUUUUCCACUUUCCAACAUAGGACAUUAGGUGGAAAUAGAAACUGUUGGUCUGUUUCACUACUAAAAUCUGAAUCAAUUUUGUCAUUAUUGUUGCUAACACAUUAGCUUUACCUUCUGCAUUAAAUAAAAUAUUACUUCUCAGUGGUAGUUACGAAUACCACUUUGUACAAUAAAAACUUUGUCUUUUGUUGUAAAAAAAAUUGAUUUAGCUGUCAAAACAUUUAUUUUAAAUCUUAUCAGCAAAUAUUAUUUUGCUCCAAAGGUCACAUAGCAUCCAGACUACGUAAAGAUUGUGAAUAUAUUGGUAAUUGUUGAUUUUUUUAAUAUUAUAGUUAUUUGGUGAAACUAUUUGUGUUUGCUAAAUGGAAAUGUGUAAUCCACAGAUUAUAAGUUUAAAAAGAAUUUACAACAUUUAUUUCCCAAUUUUCAAAAUCAUUGAAUGUAAUGGUAUUGUGGCAAUUAUGGUCCCGCAAUCAAGGUAUGUUCCUAAGAAUUUGCAAUUAUCUUCCCAAAUAGGCAACACAAACACACACCUUUAAAAGAAGGUGGAGGAGAAAAUUUUGACAGAUAUAAUUUUUAAAUAGUAGUCUACCUCAACCCCUUUGGAUUAUGGAUUUCAAGAAAAUUAGAAUAAUUUAAUAUGCAUGAAAAUAUAUUUCCAUUUCAAUGUAAUUAAUGAGAAGAGCAAUUUUCUAGUAAUAAAACAGUUUUCAAAAACUUUGUUACUAUGUACUAUGUAAUCUCAAACAUCAAUGAAAUUGUUUCAUUUUUUUACAAUUGCUUUCCAAUUGUCAUAUUUUAGAUACAAGGUUGCUUAUUUAUUCAUUAAAGAAUGUUCAUAUGCUAACAAGGAGGCUCAUGAGGAUAUAAACCCUCCCCCUCUCAAAGAUGAAUUUACUAGUACAGUUUUUACUAAUUGUGUCUUUAUUAUUAUUCCUCAUUUCUUUAAGAAUUUUCCAGGCUUUAUUAGCUUGUGUGUUUCCGAUACAAUUAUUAAUUUUUUUGGCAGUUAUUUUGCCACAUCAUUUUUUGUUUAGUUUACUAACUUUUGAGUGUCUUUUCUUUUCUUACAGAAUUCAUUUCUGUCCCCUUCGUUACAAGCCAUUUUAUGUAUAAAGUCUUCUUUUCUUCAACUAAUUUUUGUAUACUUUCAUUCUACCAUAGUUCUGUUUUCCUUUGUGUACUAGUCUUGGGCAUAUCCCCAAUUGCUUCACUAGCCGCUUCAUGGAUACGUUUUUUAUACCUAUGUAGAAUUUAUUUGCUGGACUUUCUUGUAUUUUACUGAUUUUAUUCGCUUGUCUAAGUUUGUGUAAAAAAAUUAUGGCGUCAUCUUGAAGCUUCCUUACAUUCUCUAUAGUGUAUUGAUUUUUAUUUCCAUUUUCAGUAUCUCCUGUAGUCAAUCCAAUGUAUUUUAUAAAAGGGAAAAAUAUUUUUGAGAUCAAUAGAUGAUAAUUGAUCUGCAUUCUGGUCCUCUCGUCACUCUUACAUUUUGAACUUUUAUCAGAGCUUUGUGUCUUACUAUUACAUAAUGAGUCACUUAUUUUAACUAUUGUGUUGGUUGUUUCCACAUAUUCCUGUGUAUAUCUUUGUGAGUGUACCAGCCAUUUGUUAUUUUUAAAGAAUUUUGUUGACACAUGUCUAUAAUUCUUUCACCAUUUUCAUUUAUUUUUUCCAAAUCUUCCAACUAUUGGAUCAUUUACUGCUUUUCCUGUUCUUGCAUUUAGGUCUCCCAGUAAAAUAAUUUCUUUGCACUUACUGAUUUUUUCCAGUAAGUUUGUCAAUUCUUUAUAAAAUGUAUUUUUCUUGUCAACAGGUAUGUCAUCAUUAGGAGAGAAAACUGCCAUUAUUACAACUGUGUGAUUUUUAAUAUUCAUUUGUACCUGGAUUAUGCGAUAACUGAGACAUUCCCAAGAUUAUAUAAAUUUCCUAUAUUUUUUCUAUAUUGCUAUGGACACAUUGCCUUGCCCUUUUGUUCUUGUUUACUCCACUGUAAAUAUGUACAUAUUUUCCUUUUUCUUCGGAUCCCUUUCCUUUUCUUUUGGUAAAGGCUAUUAUAUCCAAAUCAUACAUAUUUAUAUCGUUGAAUACCUCAUCUUGUUUUGUGGCUAUCCCUUGGAUAUUUCAAUAUCUCUAUUGAAUACAUUAUAAAUAACUAUAAAUAAAUAAUCAACAAUAAACUUUAAAUUCAGCCUAAAUGAAAAAUUCUCUAUAAGAAAACAUCAUGUCAGUUGGACAACUAGACUUUAGAAAAAUUCUGGCUGCUCCAUUGAAUUUUCUAAGGUAAAAUAAGAUAAAUGAUGUUAUGAGGAUGUGUUUCAUGUACAUUUCAUUUUUUAAGAAAGGUAUUUUCAAAUCAGAAUGACCUGCACUUAAGAUUAAAUAAAAUUUUAUUAUAGUUUAUAUUUGGUACUUUGUAAGAAACAUUUUUCAAGGGAGUUUUUAUCAAUUUUAUGUUCUCUGUCAGCAGUGCCGGAGCUAGGCAUGGGCAGACUGGGCGAUCGCCCUGGGCCCGGGAAAAUCAAGGGUGGCAUUGAUGGUGAAAAAUGAAGUAAAAAAUGAAAAAGAAAUUAGAAAAUGAGAAAAUCAAUAUUGUAAUUUUAUAAGUCACAGUACUGUAGUUUGAUAUUUCAUAACAUUUUUAAUUAAUGUUUCACCUUCAGUAGUUAAUUAUAGUCAUAACUUAUCCGGUAGGACUCUAUGAAAUGAAUCAAAUAACACUAACAUUAAAAUACUGAAUUAAUUCUAGUGAAAUUAAUAGAUAUUAUUUCAUGUAUGUAACAAAAGGUUUUGUUAAACACUAACUAAACACAAUACAAUUUUUUAGCGUUUUAAGUUAUAUGGAAAUUAUAUUAUUUGAUCACUAAAUACUUACUUAAAACUAU